Messenger RNA from Candida tropicalis MYA-3404, 387 nucleotides. RefSeq lists its product as uncharacterized. The transcript has a single exon. NCBI's taxonomy places the organism in Eukaryota, Fungi, Ascomycota, Pichiomycetes, Serinales, Debaryomycetaceae. The coding region runs from base 1 to 387 and encodes 128 amino acids. The record is from RefSeq and is a predicted model, not a curated record.
AUGGAACGCAGUUUAACACAAAUGUCCAAUACAAUCUUAGUGAUAUUAAUCAAAUGUCAUAAUAUUUUAUCAAAUCGGAAAUAUUUCUUAAAUGUUCCGCAUUAUGCAUUGUUAUAUAAUCGCAACCAAUUAAUGGCUUUAUUCACUUUCAUUUUCACUUUCACUUUCUCUAUUUUUGUAUUUAUUUUAGCUCGGAAUCCCUGUAUAUAUACGUUUGUGUUACUACUCUUUAUAUUUUAUCCUUUGUCCAUUCUGUGUUUCCUUCUUCUUCUUCUUCUUCUUCUUCCACAUCGACAAAAUACAAAUAUCCCACCACAUAUUUCAAUCCCACCACAGUCAUCAGAUUCAUUUCUUUUUUUUUUUUUUUGCUCCCUCCCACUCUUUUAA